Molecule: messenger RNA, 2353 nt
Organism: Myripristis murdjan (pinecone soldierfish)
Lineage: Eukaryota; Metazoa; Chordata; Actinopteri; Holocentriformes; Holocentridae
Gene: qtman
Product: glycosyltransferase-like domain containing 1
Exons: 11
Coding region: 166-1533 (455 amino acids)
Molecular function (GO): glycosyltransferase activity
Source: RefSeq, a predicted model, not a curated record
UAGACGAUAUGAAGUCGUCAGUGCAAGUCAACAUAGUCAAACAGCACAUGUAACAAUUUUCAUUCACUCAGGACAAGCUGGCGAGGACACAACGCGAGGGGCGGUUCCAUAAGUGACGCGAUUACGUUAAAUGUGACGUCGCCCAACCCGUUCAUUACUGGACAAAUGCAGGAAGAGAAUUCCUCUACCAUGAACGUGCUGCUGGUUGAGGCAUUUUACGGGGGAUCCCACAAACAGCUCAUUGACCUUCUGAAAGAGAAUGUGGAAGGCUGCAUAGCCUAUACCUUGCCUGCAAAAAAAUGGCACUGGAGGGCAAGGACUGCUGCCCUCCACUUCAUGCAGUCCAUCCCAGCUAGUUCCUCGUACAGGGUCCUGUUUACCAGCUCUGUUCUUAACCUGUGUGAAUUGGUGGCCCUUCGCCCUGACCUGGCCAGCCUGAAGAAGGUCCUCUACUUCCACGAAAACCAGUUGGUCUAUCCUGUCCGUAAGGUCCAGGAGAGAGAUUUCCAGUAUGGCUACAAUCAGGUCCUCUCAUGCUUGGUGGCAGAUGUAGUGGUGUUCAACUCCUUUUUUAACAUGGAGUCCUUCCUAUCAUCCAUUUCCUGCUUCAUGAGAAGGAUGCCUGACUACCACCCCAAAGACCUGGACAAGGUCAUCCGUCCUAAGUGCCAAGUUCUCCAUUUUCCCCUCCAGUUCCCUGAUGUCACAAGGUUCCUACCAAAUCACAAGCUCCUUCGCAGGGCAGCAGAAGUGUCUCAUGUUGAUGGCGUCAGUGCACUGCAGGGCCAGCAGCAGCACAGUCAAGAUGACCCACAGGCUUCAUGGCCUGAGGAGCUAGCUUCACAGGCCAGAGAUGUGUGCCUCAAUCCAGAACCAGGGAGGGGCAAAUUGGACCAAGAGGAGGAUCUAUGGCGAUCCCCUUCUAAUCCUGAGAACCAAGGAGCUGAGGGGGAGAAGGAUGUGAUGGCGAAGGGGAUUAAAGGAGUAGAGGGUCAGACUAAACCUCUGCAUAUUGUCUGGCCUCACAGGUGGGAGCAUGACAAAAACCCCGAGCUACUCUUCAGGACACUGUUGAAGCUGAAAGAGAGAGACCUGGACUUUCAACUGUCUGUCCUGGGGGAGACGUUCACCGAUGUGCCAGAAAUCUUUGCUGAGGCCAGGGUGCUGUUGGAUGCCCAUAUUCUUCAUUGGGGAUUCCUACCCAGCAAGGAUGACUACUUCAGAGUAUUGUGCCAAGCAGAUGUGGUUGUCUCAACUGCCAAACAUGAGUUCUUUGGCAUUGCAAUGUUAGAGGCUGUCCAUUGUGGCUGUUAUCCACUUUGUCCCAAGUCGUUGGUGUAUCCGGAAAUAUUUCCAGCUGAGUAUCUGUACUCUACACCUGAACAACUGUGUAAGCGUUUGCAGGGACUCUGCAGGAGGCCCCAUGUAGCAAGGAGACAUAACAUAAAGGUCAACACCACUGCCUAUUCCUGGGUGGCUCUGAAGGAGGGUUUCAAGAGCCUACUGACAGGCCAAGGAUACCACUGUUCCUGAGAGGCCUGGCUAGAGAUGGAGGCAGGCAGACGAGGAGCUGUUCAGAAGUGGGCACACUUACUUCACUCCAUUAGUGGCACAGUGAGAUGGAUUUAGAGAUUAAUGGAAAGUCUGCCAGGGGAGUGUCUGAGGCUGUCGUCAGGCCUGACACAAUGCCAUGGCUCACAAACCUGUGGUGGCUUCCCAGACAUAGAGUCUCAGGCACCUCUUCAGCUCCAAAUCAAAGCCAGCCUCCUGUUCUGGAGACACUGUGUUGGGACCUGUGAAUGUUGCCGUCUUCACAAGCUGGAACAACUCUCUUCAUGUUGUGGUUUGUGGUGGAGUUAGCGUGUUGAAGUUUUCAUAGGCAGUGCCACCUCAUAUAUCUGGUUGUGUGGUUGUAUCCAUUUUUAUCCUUUUUACUGAGAGACACAAGGCCCCCACCCCACCUACAGACACACAAAUACACACACGCACACACACACACACACACACACACACACACACACACACACACACACCACACUUUCACCAUAGCGACACAGUGGCAGCCAACUUGUGGCUUGACAUGCUGUUCUCUGCCUGUCCACCUGUGUUUCCGGGUUUGGGAAAUUUUCCCUGGAAUAUAUUUGCUUGAGGUUCCUUAACAGACCUUGAGACCAACUGGGGCUGCAUGUGAACUGAUAUUAAGUGGUUGUCAUUAUCUUAUAAUCUAUAACAUCUUAUAUAUUUGAUCAUUUUCAAGCAUUUGCUGUACAUAACAGCUGUCAAAAUGUAUUCUUGCAUUCAUCUUUCACAGAAUUCAAAUGCUGGCGAAUAAACCUUUUUGGUUAUACAGAAA